CCAUUCAAAAGACCGACUCUUUACCUGCGAUCUGCGAUGCUACUUUGCCGACUUUCUUCGUUCUUGUGAUACUCAAGCUCUCAGUUUCCUUGUCAUACUCCAUCUUCACUUGUAAUCAGGUGUCUACUUCUUUCGCGGUUUAAUUGAAAUUUGACCAAGAGGAGUGGACAAUUAAUCAUCUCCCGUCUCUUUGAUCGGAGUUUGAAGUAUGGAGAAUCAAACAAAUUAUCCAUGCCAUGGACUGUUCUCCAGGCGAUUAUCAGCAUUGUACUGCAGAAGAAAGUAGGCCAUGAAACACAAGUGCUGAAAAAUUGGUUGAUACAAAGAAGGGUCUAAGACCUCAAGAUCUUGAGUUAAAAUCUUUCUAGAAGAUUGAUAGUCAAUAUGAACAUUUGGAAGGUGGCGGUCUUGGAUAGUACAACCGGAAUGCUGUCAAAUGCAAAUCUAGAAUCCCUUUUUGCAAAAAGUAUGGUUUGGAGUUAUGCUAUGAAGUGUUGCUCCAGGAAGGCCAUUUAAAGAGGGAUAUGCUUCUCUGUCAAGUGAAAACACCUUGCUGCUUGCCUAGAAAAAGAAAUAUUUUAGAAGCAAGUUUGUAUUAAAUGAACUGGAAAUGUUAAAUCUAUAAAACACUUAGAUUUAAUUUUUACUUUUACUCCCCAGUGUCUCAAACUCUUAGUUAUGUUGUAAAGUGUCCGUGUUUGCUUCUUAGCUAGAUGCAUUAUGUCAACUCAUAUGCAUGGUUCAUUUGAUUUGUUACUUUGUUUCAUAAGUGAUUUUUAUUGAAGAAGAAUCUUCAUGAGAAAUUCUAAUGGCUAAAUGAAAUAAGACAGCACGGGCACACAACAUCUAGUAUGGUGUAAGUGACAAACAAUAUUCAUGCGGAAUUAAUUAAUUUUCAAUCACAAAGUAUACUAUUAUAAAUUUUUAGGGAAAAUAAAGUAGAGGAUUAAAACACUCCACAUAUAUAAAAAAGAAAUCAAAUAUCCCCAAAUACUAUUUAAGGGUAAAGGGAAAUCAAGAGUCGGAUCCCUAAUUUUAUCUGCAGCCCCAUUCUCUCCGGCACCAGCGUUCCACCUCUACCUCCGAUCUUCUCCGAUCAGGUUUUGAACUCAAGGAAAGAAGAUGCAUCCACCUUUGACUCUACAUAGACACCCUUUAUGUGCUGAUAUAAUUGAAGAGUUUCAGAAAUGUCAUACAGACCACCCACUAGGAAAAUUCCUUGGGCAAUGCACAGAACUGAAAGUAAAGCUUGACCGGUGCUUUAGGCAGGAAAAAGCUAUAAAGAGGAAAGCAAAUUUUGAACAGAGCAAGAAGUUGAAAGAGAGGCUCCAAGCUUACAGGAAAGAAACUGCUGACAUGCAAUCUUGAAUCUGAUAAUAGUUAUGUUGACAAGACACUGUUGUGCAAUAUUUCAACACACGAAGGAAAACUUAACGGCUAGGAUUUAUCAGAGAAAGAUUGGUGAAUAGAAUUGUCGUUCGUCUAUUCUGAUGUUUUCGUCAAUCUCCAUUAUUUAAGUUAGUUAAAGUAAAUAAGAUGUAUAGACACAAGAAUUGAUAAAUUACAGGAGCAACUUAUCAGACCAUUCAAUUUUGGUAAAAUGUCAAACAUCAAAAUACUGAAAUAACUGUGUGAACUGAUAGAAUGUUCCUGGUGGGAGGUAGCUAGCCUCUUAAUAUUAGUCGAGGUGCGUGCAAGGUGAUCCAGCACAAACAUAGACCUUGUUUGGAUAUUUUUAGACAAAGCAAAUGUGAAUUGUUCUAA
This is a messenger RNA of Solanum tuberosum (potato), 1764 nucleotides long. RefSeq names its product COX assembly mitochondrial protein 1. Bases 1123 to 1368 code for a protein of 81 amino acids. Gene Ontology annotation, cellular component: mitochondrion. The transcript has 5 exons. The record is from RefSeq and is a predicted model, not a curated record. NCBI's taxonomy places the organism in Eukaryota, Viridiplantae, Streptophyta, Magnoliopsida, Solanales, Solanaceae.